UAGGACCCGGGAGGGAUGCCUCCCAGCGGAGGACGCAGUCCCCAGGCGCGGAAACCGCCCGCGGAGGGUGCUCGUCCCCAUGGCAACACCAAGCUCAGCCUGGCCUGUUCUAAGCCGGGAGCGGAAGAGGGGGCGAGGGAGGAGUCAGGGCAGCCGCGCCGUUCCGAGAACGCGCCCGUCCUGGCGUGUCUCCCCCGCGCGCCGGCCGCCGUGGUGCAGCCCAAGGCGGAAGCGGCUCCCGGACGGAACCGGCUCGCGAGCGGGGCUAUGGCUGCAGGCGUCCCCUGCGCGCUCGUCACCAGCUGCUCCUCCUCCUUCACCGGGGACAGGCUGGUCCAGCAUAUCCUUGGAACAGAAGAUCUUACUGUGGAAGUGACUGCCAAUGAUGCUGUGAGAUUUUAUCCCUGGACCAUUGAUAAUAAAUACUAUUCAGCAGAUAUCAACCUAUGUGUGGUGCCAAACAAAUUUCUCGUCACUGCCGAGAUUGCAGAGUCUGUCCAAGCAUUUGUGGUUUACUUUGACAGCUCACAAAAAUCUGGUCUUGAUAGUGUUUCCUCAUGGCUUCCACUGGCAGAGGCAUGGUUACCUGAGGUGAUGAUCUUGGUCUGUGAUAGAGUGUGUGAAAAUGGUGUAAGCCGACAAAAAGCUCAAGAGUGGUGUAUCAAACAUGGGUUUGAAUUGGUGGAACUUAGUCCGGAAGAGCUGCCUGAGGAGGACGAUGACUUCCCAGAAUCUACAGGAGUAAAGCGAAUUGUUCAAGCCUUGAAUGCUAAUGUCUGGUCCAAUGUAGUGAUGAAGGAUGAUAGGAACCAAGGCUUUAGCCUUCUCAGCUCGUUGGCCGGAGCAAACCAUAGCAUUGGGUCAGCAGAGAGCCGUCCCUCAGAGCAGCCCCAUUUGCAAGCAGCAAAUAGGCCUGAAUCCCUCUUGGAUCAUCUGGGUGGUGCAUCGAGUACCGCAGACGCUCAGGGUGAUAGCAUCGUGGAUCCCAUGUUAGAUCUGGAUAUUCAAGAAUUAGCCAGUCUUACUACCGGUGGAGGAGAUUUGGAGAAUUUUGAAAGGCUAUUUUCAAAGUUAAAGGAAAUGAAAGACAAGGCUGCGACGCUUCCUCAUGAGCAAAGAAAGUUGCAUGCAGAAAAGGUGGCUAAAGCAUUCUGGAUGGCCAUUGGGGGAGACAGAGAUGAAAUUGAAGGCCUCUCAUCUGAUGAAGAACACUGAAUUAUUCACACUAGGGUUUGAUUGACAAGAUGCUAACUCUCUCCACCUGAGAUGCUUCCCUGCUCAACCCGCUUGUGUCCUGCUGGACUUCCCAUCAUCAUGUUGGCCACCUGACUUGUUCACAGGGUCCCCUUAAUUCUAGUUUUCAGUAGGGGGUUAAGGAGAAUUCUUUUCUUCCUCAGUAUAUUAUAAAGGAUUGAGGAGUAUAAUGACAAUAAGGAGUAAGAAUUUUUCAAAUGGACUUUUUUGUUCUGGGAGCAGAAGUGAAAUGAGGCUCAGAGGUCUGUGUGACUUGCCCAAGUUAAAGAAGAAGAACAGCACCAGGCCCUUCCCGGUCGACCUUUUAAGGAGCAUCCCCUGCGUUCCCACCGGGUUACAGCGCGUCAGGAGCUGGCGCCCCCUCUCCUGGCUGUGCUGCAGCUGCAGAUUUGAUCUGUGCUGUGGAUUAGGUGGGGCCAGAGUCAGUGGCCCUCACCUUAGUCUAGCUAAAAAAAUGCUUCUGGGCAUUUCAGUUGAAAUACAGCAUCUGAGCUCAUGCUCAGAAGGAUUGAGAAACCAGUGUGAAUUUCUAGACUAUGAUAAAUGAGGUAAAACUUCCCUGCUCUGGUAGGGAUAAAACAGCCCCCCUCCCAAGUCAGAGAGAGAGAGAGAGAGAGAGAGAGAGUGUGUGUGUGUGUGUGUGUGUGUAAGAGAGAGGGAGAAACUUGAGGAAUUCCCUGUACGGGCCCUGGAAGCAGUGCUGAGAUUUCUGCAUUAGUGUUACUGUGAAGAAACUCGUCUUCCUUAGAGUUCGCCCCUGCUACUCCAGAGGUCAGAGCUGUGUUGUCAUCCUUGAUACCCUCAGAACAAGGCCAGGUUCCCCGUCUCUCUCUGAAAACCAGAGAUCGCUGCCCAAAUAGUAACAGUAAGGAGCGGGCGAGGUGGGAGAGGAUGUGACACGUCAGGCGCUGAAUCCCUGAGCGCCUUGUGUGACUUCCGGGGCUGAGCGGGUCCGCCCCAGGGGAACUGGGAAACGCCACCAAAGGGAAAGUUUCCAAAGGAAGACUGGGAAAUCCAGCAAAUAAAACUCCUGUUUCUGUUUUUGUAGACACUUUGUAAUGCAUGUCAUUAACCUUCGCUGUGUAGUCACUGCCGUGGCUUGAAACAGGCACAGGGCGGGAUGGUGCCGGCACGGGCGCCAAGAACUGCUUGUGGCCUAGUGUGGGCUAGGAGCCCCUUACGCCAGUAGCAGAAGCAAGUUCCAGACCCCUCUGUGCACUGUCUUCUAAGCACUGCAGACCCUGAAACAGGUGGUGUAAGGAAUGGAAUGCUCCGGGUCCCAGCCAGAGCGACCGCAGGGAGGGAGUUUCCAGUGACUGGGACAUUCGGGAAGAGCCAUUCCAAGGAAUAUUGGAGGCUGUCUUGCUCAGUGACUUUUUUCCCUUCCUUUUUUUUUUUUUUUUUUUACUAUUCUGAAAGUUUUUGAAACUAUAGCUCACUACCGUUCCAUCAGUGUCUCUCUGAGGUGCCUGCAUUAGCUGUUGAUUAGGAAUGAAGGGCACUUGGCUCUGGGGUUGCAAAAUGAAAGGUGGAACAUGUUUUUCUUAAAACAUGAAAGGCUUCAGAAAAUACGUUAAGUCACAUGGUUAGGGAAAACAGACUAGGAAAAGGUGUGGACUUGAUUUUGUGAAUUAAACAAAAACAGAUGAUUAAAAUGUGAUUUAUUUAUAAAGUC
This is a messenger RNA of Equus quagga, 2929 nucleotides long. RefSeq names its product alpha and gamma adaptin binding protein (gene AAGAB). Lineage: Eukaryota; Metazoa; Chordata; Mammalia; Perissodactyla; Equidae. Bases 16 to 1215 code for a protein of 399 amino acids. The transcript has 10 exons. The record is from RefSeq and is a predicted model, not a curated record.